GGCACAUGUCAGCAUCCUCUGACAUUGUGUCAGAGUAAGCCUUGCUGCUCAUUUGUGGGGAACUUUUUGUUGUUUAACUGACCGGGGAAUGUUCUUUUGUUCUAGAUGGAAAAAGAUUAUUCUUACCUGAAGGAGAUCUGUGACCACCAAGCAGAACAGCUGAGCAGAACCAGCCUAAAACUUCAAGAGAAAGCAUCAGAGAGUGAUGCAGAGAUCAAAGACAUGAAAGAAACCAUAUUCGAAUUGGAAGAUCAGGUGGAACAGCACAGGGCUGUAAAGUUACACAAUAAUCAACUCAUUAGUGAACUAGAAAGCAAUGUGAUCAAGCUGGAGGAGCAGAAGUCAGACCUGGAACGGCAGCUAAAGACCCUGACAAAGCAGAUAAAGGAGGAAACUGAGGAAUGGAGGAGGUUCCAGGCAGACCUGCAGACUGCAGUGGUGGUGGCCAAUGACAUCAAAUGUGAGGCCCAGCAGGAGCUGCGCACUGUGAAGAGAAGGCUGCUGGAGGAGGAGGAGAAGAACGCCAGGCUACAGAAGGAAUUGGGGGACAUACAGGGCCACAGCAGACCUGUGAAUGAUCAGUCGGAGGGCUCAGAGGUUGAUGCUGCUGGCCGGUGGCAUGGCGUCUAUGUCAACAGAACAUCUUCAGCACCUUCGGAGUCUUCAACCACUGUAAAGUCACUGAUCAAGUCCUUUGACUUAGGACGCCCAGGUGGAACUGGACAGAAUAUUUCUGUCCACAAGACUCCCAGGAGUCCCCUAAGUGGAAUACCAGUGAGGACUGCUCCAGCAGCCGCUGUCUCUCCAAUGCAGAGACAUUCGACGUACAGCAGCAUGCGGCCAGCCAGCAAAGGGCUGGCUCAGCGCUCGGACCUCCCAGACCUCCCCCUCUCAGAUCUUCUGAAGGGAAGGGCUGAGGACUUGAAACCAGACCCUUACCUCCGAAAGAGUCCCUCUCUGGAAUCACUGAGCAGACCCUCCUCCCUGGGCUUCGGGAGCAGCAGACUGUUGAGCACCUCUAGUGGGGGGUUGAAACCACCCAGCAAACUCAGUGUGGAAAGAAGAGACCCUCUGGCAGCCUUGGCUCGGGAAUAUGGUGGCUCCAAGCGCAAUGCCCUACUGAAAUGGUGCCAGAAGAAGACAGAAGGUUAUGCGGUUUUGGAAUGUGCUGAUUUCUACAAAGGUGGAACCAACUCCUGA
Molecule: messenger RNA, 1200 nt
Organism: Castor canadensis (American beaver)
Lineage: Eukaryota; Metazoa; Chordata; Mammalia; Rodentia; Castoridae
Source: RefSeq, a predicted model, not a curated record